This is a messenger RNA of Aspergillus pseudotamarii, 414 nucleotides long. RefSeq lists its product as uncharacterized. The record is from RefSeq and is a predicted model, not a curated record. The transcript has a single exon. Bases 51 to 287 code for a protein of 78 amino acids. Lineage: Eukaryota; Fungi; Ascomycota; Eurotiomycetes; Eurotiales; Aspergillaceae.
UUUAAGUCUCAGAUUAGAGUUAUGGAGGAUCAAACUGAGUUCUCAACGAGAUGGAAACGGUAGUUCAGACGAGCAUAGGCCAGGGUAAAACACAGUUUGAUCGCCCACGACCAAGUGCUGAUUCUUGUGUUUCAGAGGGUCUGUCCUUGACCCUGUUUUACACUGCACCUAGUGUAGUCUAUGCUUUGGCUGAGGAGCUAGUGACUAAGGCGAUGCGUGUACUAAGGCUGCACUAUAUCCCUCCCACGCUAAAUACGGAACCCCAACUUCCACUUUUGGACAACUAAUAGGUGAAAUAAAAUCCCUCACCUUAAAUGUCUGCCCUAAUUUUGGGGUAAUCGACAACACUACUGUUCAACUGAAUGUCGUUGUAGAAAGCACAAGGGAGGUGUAGCUUAGACACCCUGGCGUUCC